AAGAGAAGCUCCGUCGGACUUAAGGCGGAGAGCAGCCCUGGUGUUGAGGCUUGCACGUCGAAGUGAAAGGAGAUCGCUUUGCAGGCAGUGGGAGGCUGAAGGAUUGACCGGCGGGUGAUCAAGAUGCAGUUUUCUGGAGGAAAGAGGAGGAAGCUGAGGUUGGCAGGUGAUCAGAGGAAUGCUUGUUAUCCUCAUAGCCUUCAGUUUUACUUGCAGCCACCUUCUGAAAACAUAUCUUUGAUAGAGUUUGAGAACUUGGCUAUCGACAGACUUAAAUUGCUAAAAUCAGUUGAAAAUCUCGGUGUGAGCUAUGUAAAAGGAACUGAGCAAUACCAGAGUAAGUUGGAGGCUGAGAUUCGCAAGCUCAAGUUUUCCUACAGAGAAAAUUUAGAAGACGAAUAUGAACCACGAAGAAGAGAUCAUAUUUCUCAUUUCAUUUUGCGCCUUGCUUACUGCCAGUCUGAAGACCUUAGACGCUGGUUCAUUCAACAAGAAAUGGAUCUCCUUCGGUUUCGAUUCAAUAUUUUACCCAAGGACAAAGUUCAAAAUUUCUUAAAGGAUAGCCAUUUGCACUUUGUGGCUAUAAAUGAUGAAGAGAAGAGUCUUCGAGAAAAAGAGAUUGUUGCCUCAUCACCAAAUUUAACUGUGUCUAUGUUGGAGUCAGAGUCAGUUUAUAAGAUCCCUUUUGCUGAUGCUCUGGAUUUGUUUCGUGGAAGGAAAGUGUAUUUGGAAGAUGGCUUUGCUUAUGUACCUCUUAGGGACAUAGUGGCAAUCAUCCUGAAUGAAUUUAGAGCCACCCUGUCCAAGGCUUUGGCUUUAACAGCCAGAUCCUUGCCUGCUGUGCAGUCGGAUGAGAGACUUCAGCCUCUGCUCAACCACCUCAGUCAUUCCUAUACUGGCCAAGAUUACAGUACACAGGGAAAUGCUGGGAAGAUUUCUUUAGAACAGAUCGACUCACUUUCUACCAAAUCCUUCCCACCUUGUAUGCGUCAGUUACAUAAAGCCUUGCGGGAAACUCACCAUCUUCGUCAUGGAGGCCGAAUGCAGUAUGGCCUCUUCCUGAAGGGCAUUGGUUUAACACUGGAACAGGCAUUGCAGUUCUGGAAGCAAGAAUUUAUCAAAGGAAAGAUGGAUCCAGACAAGUUUGACAGAGGUUACUCUUACAAUAUCCGUCAUAGUUUUGGAAAGGAGGGCAAGAGGACAGAUUAUACACCUUUCAGUUGCCUGAAGAUUAUUCUAACCAACCCACCAGGCCAAGGGGAUUAUCAUGGGUGCCCAUUCCGUCACAGUGAUCCAGAGCUGCUGAAGCAGAAGUUGCAGUCAUACAAGAUCUCUGCCGGAGGGAUAAACCAGAUUUUGGAUCUGGUAAAGGGGACACACUACCAGGUAGCCUGUCAGAAGUACUUCGAGAUGAUACAUAAUGUGGAUGAUUGUGGCUUUUCUUUGAAUCAUCCCAAUCAGUUCUUUUUCGAGAGCCAACGGAUUCUAAAUGGUGGUAAAGACAUCAAGAAGGAGUCCAUCCAACCAGAAACUCCUCAACCCAAACCAAGUGCCCAGAAAGCCAAAGAUGCAUCAUCUGCUCUGGCCUCGUUAAAUGCCUCUCUGGAGAUGGAUUUGGAGGGACUAGAAGAUCACUUCAGUGACUGAUUCUUGGGUAGUUCAGUGACCCUUUUUCCUCACUAGUCUUCAUUUCCUAUUUUUAAGUUUUUGCCUUUUUAUUUUUUAACCUUUUUGUUAAACUUCUCUCUUCAGCCCACCUCAGUCUCUUCAUAUACAUACACACUUACUAGGAAAACAGGCUUGCAGGUUAAAAAAAAAAAAAAAAAAAAAAGACCUUCACUAUAUUUUGCUUUAGCAAACGGGAAGAGGAAGAGUUUCAGUUGAAGUCUGAAAAAUGAGAGUUUCAGUUGUAAUCCAUCAGCUGAAUGUCCUGAUUUAAGUUUCGUGUUAGAAUAAAAUCAGCUUUUUUGUUGGUUAAAGUCCUCUUGAAACAAUACAGCUAAAGCCAACUUUUAUUUCAACUUCUGUCACUUUGGUAUUUUGACCCAGCCCUUCUCUGGACCAUUUUUGUUAAUAAAUAUC
Tupaia belangeri chinensis (Chinese tree shrew) is the source of this 2082-nucleotide messenger RNA. RefSeq names its product DNA primase subunit 2 (gene PRIM2). Gene Ontology annotation, cellular component: alpha DNA polymerase:primase complex. The transcript is spliced from 14 exons. Lineage: Eukaryota; Metazoa; Chordata; Mammalia; Scandentia; Tupaiidae. The record is from RefSeq and is a predicted model, not a curated record. Bases 124 to 1647 code for a protein of 507 amino acids. Gene Ontology annotation, biological process: DNA replication, synthesis of primer; DNA replication initiation.